CGUAGGAGACGUGAACGACUCUCUUCAUCUGCUGAAGUACAGGAAUGGAAUCUACCAUCAGUCUCCUGUCUGAGAAGCACUUCCUGUGCUCUCUGUGUGAGGAGAUCUUCAGCAACCCAGUGACAACGCCCUGCGGACACAGCUUUUGUAAAGCAUGUCUCCGUGUUUACUGGAGCCGCAGCGGGUCAGACGAGUGUCCGCUCUGUAGGAGGGCCUUUGGCUCCAGACCCCAUAUCAGCGUGAACCGCAUACUGGCGGACGUCACUGAAAACUACAGGAAGACACGUUUGGCUGCUAAAUCCAAGUUCUUCAGUAUGGAUGAACUUCAGGAUGAACCUAAGAAUGCAGGAGAGGUGCAGCAAAUGAUUCAGGAAAGAGUUCAGAAGAUUGAGAAACUUCAGAAUUCCUUAAAGCUCCUAAAGAGCACAUGUCUACGGGAGGUUCAGGCAAGUCAAAGGGUGUUUUCUUCUAUGUUGAGCACCUUAGAGAAGAGCCAUAAACUGGUAGUGGCUGCUGUUGAGCAGAAACAAAAAGAGGCAGAGAAAAGAGUUGAAAGACUUGUAAAAGACCUGGAGAAAGAAAUGCUUGAACUGGAAAAUGGACACACCAUCCCUGAGCACUUGGAUGACAAGGAGCGUCUUAAAAAGAGCUUCAGUGAUAUACCACGAGCGAUGAGAGACUGGUCUAAAGUCACACUGGAGACUGAUCCUUGUGUUGGCUUCACCAGGCAGGCUGUGGUGGACUUCAUGGAUACAGUCACGAUGGAAGCUAAAAGACUUUCUAAAGCUGAACUGAAGAGACUGCAGAAGUACUCAGUUGAUGUAAAUCUGAAUCCUCGGACAGCUCACGCUUACCUCUACAUCUCUGAGGACAGGAAGGAGGUUAGACAUGCGAAUAAGCGACAAGAAGUCCCAGAAAACCCCAAAAGGUUUGACCGGGUGGCUAACGUAAUGUCCAAGGAAGCCUUCAGCCAUGGAAAGCACCUUUGGGAAGUGGAGGUUGGAGACAAGACUGACUGGGAUCUUGGAGUAGCCAAACAAUCUGUCAACAGAAAGGGAAAAUUUACCAUUUGUCCAGCCAACGGCUUCUGGAUGCUUAGCUUAAAGAAUGGCACCCAAUACAUUGCUAACACAUUCCCUCCAACUUUCUUCAGCCUCAGUCACGAACCUAAAAGAGUGUCUGUUUACCUGGACUUUGAGGAGGGACGUGUGUCUUUCUAUUGUUUGGAUACCGGAACUCAUAUCUACACUUUCAAAGAUACGUUCACAGAUAAGCUCCACCCCAUCUUCAGCCCGGGACGACCCCACGGGGAAAAGAACACUGCUCCCCUUAUCAUCAGCAGCAGCUGCUGCAGCAUCUGAAACACUAUGCCAGCUCUUACUGCCCCUUCUCUUUCUUUACCAUUGUCAUCAUAGGAUGCAAUUAAUUAUUAUUAUUAUUAUUAUUAUUACAAUUAUUACUUUUUAUUUAUUACUGGAGCUUGCUAAAACCUUAUGUGUUAUUGUGUUAUUGCUACACUACAAACAUGAAUGAUACCUCAAACUGUCCGAUUUUUUUCAGGAGAGGUAGACUGUUUUUUAAGCGAUUAGACAUUGAGCUGAUAAAUAAUAAUAAUAAAUCCUGUCAA
Messenger RNA from Sinocyclocheilus rhinocerous, 1627 nucleotides. It is a transcript of the gene btr02, whose product is annotated as bloodthirsty-related gene family, member 2. Gene Ontology annotation, molecular function: protein binding. The transcript has 7 exons. The record is from RefSeq and is a predicted model, not a curated record. Bases 45 to 1361 code for a protein of 438 amino acids. Lineage: Eukaryota; Metazoa; Chordata; Actinopteri; Cypriniformes; Cyprinidae.